Molecule: messenger RNA, 288 nt
Organism: Durusdinium trenchii
Lineage: Eukaryota; Dinophyceae; Suessiales; Symbiodiniaceae
Source: the annotation of a GenBank genome assembly
AUGGUUUCACAAGCUUGUUAUGAUCUGGAGGGAUUCCGGAAGAUUUUGCCAGGGAACUUGUGCAUCUCCUUUUGCCAGGCCGCGGCCAAGACCUUUGUCGUCAUCGUGGACGAGUCCAAGUUGUGUGAUAGUUUGGGGCCUCAUUUCCCGGUGCCUGUGGAGGUGGUGCCCUUUUGCCACGAGCACACCGCCAGGGUGAUCAAGGCGCUGCCAGCGCUGGAAGGCUGUGAGCCCGUCCUCCGCCUGGGUCGCCGGCUCAGCGCAGAGAGACGGACUGCGCGAGCGUAG